Molecule: messenger RNA, 3412 nt
Organism: Oryzias latipes (Japanese medaka)
Lineage: Eukaryota; Metazoa; Chordata; Actinopteri; Beloniformes; Adrianichthyidae
Product: alpha-2Db adrenergic receptor
Biological process (GO): regulation of smooth muscle contraction; regulation of vasoconstriction; platelet activation
Cellular component (GO): plasma membrane
Molecular function (GO): epinephrine binding; alpha2-adrenergic receptor activity
Source: RefSeq, a predicted model, not a curated record
GUGAAAACAGCGCAAUAACAAAAAGACAUUUUGGUGAAAUUGCCCGUCCCGGGUGUCGAAUCAGAGAGCUUCUGCUCCAAGGAUUCCCCAUGUAUUUCAAUGGAGGCAAUUAUCCUGGAAAUCCUGGAAUUCUUGAAAAGUGCAAGGAUUUGAAGCACCAAAGGUCAUAGCUGGAAAAAAGUGAAAGAGCCGAACAUUUUAAUAGUUGAAUGGUUAAAAUAGCUGAAAAAUGUAGGAGUUAAGCACCAAAAAAUGAUGGAAGAUACUAUAAAGAAAGAGAAACAGGAAAACAAUGGGUGGAAAGCUUUAUAGCACUGAACCCAUUAGACCAUAAUAACUUUGAGAAAAAUGGACUUUUGACACAUGGAGGUAAAGGGGAACUACUUCAUCCUGCAACCUUCAUCCUUUGCUAAAACUGCAACGUUCGGUGUUGCCGAGUUUGUGUUAAAUUCUGGGAGUCAAACCUUUUUUUCAUUUCUGCAGACAUGAAAUUUCUUCAUCUUCAUGACAGAGAUGCUGAAACCGAGAAGCAGCGGGACGAAGGCAGAGAUAUUCACAGCAACACAAGCAGAUGAAACAAACACAGACAAAAGAGGCGGACUCUUUCACUUCUAUGUGCUUCUUUCAAACAGAAGAAUCUCUGCAGGUCAGUCUGUCACGUGCACGCGUUUGCCUAUCACUAACGUGCACACACAUUGAUUAGCUGGCUGGUUUUGAGCAGCUGAGCCCCGAAGGUCAGAGGAGAGGCCUUUCUCCUGACUUUCCGCUUCUUCAGAUGCAGCUGCAUCUCUGCUGUCUCCCCAAACCGCACCUUACCAGCAGGGGGCGCCGUUUCAGAGCACACUUCACCUUCCCAACCGAGAAGUUUAGCGCAUCGUUUGACGCGUCCCAUUGAAGAAAGUCUUCGGUUGGCCAACAGAGAACCGGUGUUUCUAUGAGCCGUCACUCCUCUGGAAGAAAGGAAGCGUCUUCAAGGGGGGGCACUUACAUUUCCGAUGUCAGAGGGGCCUUACUGCCCCUGACCCCUCGCUUUCAGAGCCCUGAACCUCUGCAGGUGAAGACCCUCCCCCCCCCUUACCCUCCCUUUGACAUCAACUUCUCUCCUUCUCUUGUCUCCCCUUUUCUUUCUCUUUCUUUCAUUCGUCACUCAAAAAUCCUUCUUUCCUUCCUCGUCCCUUUGUCCAGGUGUUUCUCUUCCUCCGCUAAGUCUGCUUCCUUCCUUCUGGUCCUUUUCUUCCAGUUUUCUUUUCAUUUUGCCUUCAUCUCAUUUCUUUUUCGGUCUCCUCAUCGCUUUUGUUUUUUUUUGCCUCUUCUGGUUCCUGCCUCACCGCUCUCUCUCCAGCUCUUCUCCUCUUCCUCCCACACUCUCUCCUGUCUUCUGCUCCUCUCGCUGCUGCCUCCAUUCUACCACUCCCCCCUCAUUUGCAACCCUCUUCCUCACCUAAUACCCCCUGAUUUCUUCAUCUCCUUCAAAGUUUCCCCCCUCUUUCUCUCCCCUCCUUCCUGGUCUCUCCCUCUUUCUGUCCUCUCUCUCCUCAUUUCUCCACCUCCCUGUUUUGAGCGGCAGUCGGUGAGCCGACGAGGCAGCAGGAGUCUCAUUCAGCUCGGCAUCAAACCUCUGCGCUCCUUCCUGGGCGCAGCAACAGGGGGGUUUCCAGCAUCUCCUCAUCCCCCGGACUGAAGCGCAUCUUUGAGGAUGAAGAUCCUUUACUCCAGAGUGCGCGCCCCCCCAGCAACCCUCCUUCAGGAGAAGCUCUGACCGGCCACUGCGAGUUGAAGUGUCUGGAAGCCCUCCCUGUCAGGAGCUGCAGGAUAUUAUUGGAUGUGUUUAGGAUUCAGUAACUUUUCUUGCUUCUCUGGUGUGGAACCUGCAGGAUGCUGAUGACAGCCACUGACCCCCCCCAGUCCUGAAACCAGGAUGGACUUCUGGGAUCCGUCCCAUUCUGUGACGGACACUUUUCCCGCCAGUCUACCGCCAAACUGUUCUCUGGAAAAUGUCAGCCAGACGUCCUCCUCCUCCUCUCCCAGACCCGCCCCUCUGCCUCCGCACUCGCAGGUGGCGUCGGCGUUCAUCAUGCUGGUGGUGGGGGUCAUCAUCCUGGGUACGGUGGUGGGGAAUGUGCUGGUGGUGGUGGCGGUGUUCACCAGCAGGGCCCUCAGGGCCCCCCAGAACCUUUUCCUGGUGUCCCUGGCUUCGGCUGACAUCCUGGUGGCGACGCUGGUCAUCCCCUUCUCCCUGGCCAACGAGGUUAUGGGCUACUGGUACUUUGGCUCCACCUGGUGCUCCUUCUACCUGGCUCUGGACGUCCUGUUUUGCACUUCUUCCAUUGUCCACCUUUGCGCCAUCAGUCUGGACAGGUACUGGUCUGUUACUAAAGCUGUGAGCUACAACCGCAAACGGACGCCUAAGCGGAUCAAAGUGAUGAUCAGCGUCGUGUGGCUCAUCUCCAUCAUCAUCUCGUCCCCACCCCUCCUCAUGUCUCAGGCGGAGAACAGGGUGGAGGAGAGGAAUGGGAAUGAGACGCGUAAGCAGGAGUGUCUCAUCAACAAUCAGACGUGGUACAUCCUGGCCUCCUGCAUGGUGUCCUUCUUCGCUCCUGGAGUCAUCAUGAUCCUCGUUUACUGUAAGAUCUAUCGAGUUGCCAAGCAGCGAGCCUCCACCGUCUUUGUGGCGAAGAACAUGAUGGAGAGGCAGCCAUCGCAGUCUGAGACCUGCUUUGUAGGCGAGGCUCUGGCCGACCAAAGACACGGCCAGUACGAGCUGGACAGCCCGCUGCCCGGCUGCCACCGCAGCUCCUCCGGAAGAGACCAGAGGGGAGAGCUGGACGAUAUCGACCUGGAGGAGAAGCGGCAUGACACCAAACGGUCCCUGCGCCUCCCCCGGAGGGUGAAAACCCAGCAGGGGAGAGACUCAGAGGAGACACUGAAUAGGUUAAAGCCCCCUCCUCCCUCUUCCUGUACCUCCAGCUCCUGGACCUCCUCAGAUCAGUGCUCCCAGCACUUCUUGCUCCCCUCCCCUGUGCCAGUCCGGAGCAGGCAGGCGUCCCUGUCCAAGAACAAAGUGGCCCAAAUGAGGGAGAAGCGUUUCACCUUUGUCUUGGCCGUGGUGAUGGGGGUUUUUGUGCUCUGCUGGUUCCCCUUCUUCUUCACCUACAGCCUCCACGCCAUCUGCAGAGAGAACUGCACCAUCCCCGACACGCUCUUUAACCUCUUCUUCUGGAUCGGCUACUGCAACAGCUGCCUGAACCCCAUCAUCUACACCAUCUUCAACCGGGACUUUAGAAGGGCCUUCAAGAAGAUCCUGUUCCACAGCCACAAAGGGACGUGAACGUCAGCGUGGGGCGGGCCGACUCGCCCCCACUCCUGUUUUCACUGUGCUGUCAUAUCGACAUUAAAGGGCUUCUCACACAGA